AAAACAAAACUAAAUAAAUCAGAAAAUGGAGUGCAACUGGGGCGAUCAGUCCGACUUGAUUUGCCAGCCAAUGGCUUUCAAAGAGAAAGUUUUCGGCGAGGAGAAGGCAAUGACUUUAAAGGAGAUCCAGCGCCGGGGCAGUGUGAUACUCGCCCAAGCUCGGGAGCACUCUUUGGCGUUGACCAAGAACCUGCUCAAGGCCAUGGAUCCCAGUUGGCAGAGGCAGGUGGCCGUGGAGAGGGAAUCCGGCUGCACUACCCCCCAGGCGUAUCGCUUCAAGGACAUCUACGAGGGCAAGAAGAAACAGCAGCUGCGCAAGUGCCUCGAGGACGAGCGCAAGCAGCGGGAGUUCCGCAGCCGUCCAAUGCCAAAUUUUCGCCAGUUCCACGAGCGCCAGGCCGCCAAGACCGUCAUCCACCAUAUAACCUUGCCGGUCACACCCAACGUGCUCAAGAACUCUAUCCAAGCGGAGAACAGGCGCCGCCAACGGGUUGAGGAGUCCCUCAAGCAGUUCGAUAUGGACAUCCAAAAACAUUACCCCCGAGCGAAGCCCAUUCCGCGCAGCAGCACCACAAGCGCGCGUCCAUCUCUGAAGCCUUUAAACAGCCAGUCCAUGGCUGAGCGCCGUAUACAGGUGCAGCCCUUUCACCUGUCCAUCGAGAAACGUAUUGAGAAACGCAAGCUCUUCAAUGACAAGACCACCCAGAUCCAGGAGGCGCGUCGUCAAGAGCAUGAGGAGCAGCGCCUUCGUGCGGAACGCGAGGACUACCAGAAGCACCGCCAGAUGACCACGUUCCGGGCUCGACCCAAUCCAUUCUGCGCCACGCCACGUUAAGGUGGUUUGGUCUUCCCUUUUCCAAUUUUCCAUUUUUCAAUUUUGUUUGUUUCUUUGUUUAAAGUUCUUGUUGAAAUUUGUUUUGUUGUUCGGAGAAAUUAAAUUACUAUAAUCACCAGC
This is a messenger RNA of Drosophila subobscura, 955 nucleotides long. RefSeq lists its product as uncharacterized. The record is from RefSeq and is a predicted model, not a curated record. Bases 26 to 835 code for a protein of 269 amino acids. Lineage: Eukaryota; Metazoa; Arthropoda; Insecta; Diptera; Drosophilidae. The transcript has a single exon.